AUGGGAAGGUGCAAACUCAAGGAACGCGAACGAGACGCUGGCUACUGCCUCCUCUUCGUCGAAAACCUCAAAAGAGCCGCGCUCAAAAUGGAAACCUCAGACGUCGACCUUUGGAGUCUAUCUCAAAGAGAAGACGAAUCACUCCGCGAAUUCAUGAACAGGUUCAAGCUGGACAAUCCAGGACGCUCUUCACAAGGCAAUGGACUUCAUCACGAUGGAAGAAAAGAUGAGAGUCCUCUCCUAGAAGUACAACCCGCAGAAGACGUCCGCGAGAAGGAAAAACCCUCGCAACGACAGACUUCCGGAAAUACCUGGACCAGGAACCAGUUCAAGGAUAAUUCCUACUGCGAGUUCCACCAGACCAGAGGUCAUUCCACUAUGAACUGCAAGGUUUUCGGUGCAAGGCUUUCUGCGAAGCUCCUCGCGGGCGAAAUUUUGAAGGUCACAGGCAUAAAAGACCUCCUCCUGGAUUCCAAUCGCCCUCCCAAAACUGAUAAAGAGUCCCCCAAAAACGACACCCGCGAAAAUCAGUCGGGCGAGAAACGCGGAAGGAGGCAGGAUGACCGAGGAAACGACAGCAACCGUCGAAGGGAUCCUAUCGACACGGGAAGCACAGUCAACGUCAUCUUCCGCGAUACCCUCCAGAGGAUGAACAUCGAACUCAGAGAAGUCGUCCCGGAACCAAAACCUCUCACCGGUUUCUCAGGUGCAACGACAAUGACCCUAGGAUCAAUCAAACUCCCCGAGAUGGCUAAAGAGGUGACGAAAAUCAUUGAAUUCGCGGUAGUCGAUAACUCGGCCAUCUACAAUGUCAUCAUGGGAAAUCCUUGGAUCAAUGCCAUGAAAGCGGUACCGUCGACUUACCACCUUGGCAUCAAGUUCCUAACUCCAAACAGAUCAGCGGCUAAGAAAGCUCAAAAUGCUCCCGAGAGCUCCAUAAAAAGUGAUCCAGAAUCACCAGACCAGGCAACAAAUCCAGACGGCGACAUAGUCCCCGAGUCCAUCGCCUUGCCAGCGGACAGCCCGACUCCUGAAAUGGUCGUCGAUCCAACUGAAUCCCCAACGGCUGAAGUAACCGGAACGAUCCCAUCCAGCGAGUAG
Messenger RNA from Brassica napus (rape), 1101 nucleotides. RefSeq lists its product as uncharacterized. Lineage: Eukaryota; Viridiplantae; Streptophyta; Magnoliopsida; Brassicales; Brassicaceae. The coding region runs from base 1 to 1101 and encodes 366 amino acids. The transcript has 6 exons. The record is from RefSeq and is a predicted model, not a curated record.